Molecule: messenger RNA, 3777 nt
Organism: Diceros bicornis minor
Lineage: Eukaryota; Metazoa; Chordata; Mammalia; Perissodactyla; Rhinocerotidae
Product: zinc finger protein 709-like
Exons: 4
Coding region: 1694-3451 (585 amino acids)
Biological process (GO): regulation of transcription by RNA polymerase II
Cellular component (GO): nucleus
Molecular function (GO): DNA-binding transcription activator activity, RNA polymerase II-specific; RNA polymerase II cis-regulatory region sequence-specific DNA binding
Source: RefSeq, a predicted model, not a curated record
UGAGCAGCGUGUCCAGACAUGAGCCCCACCCGUGGGUCUGUCUUCUCCUGCUCUGACUUGCUCACCUGCUCUGCUGCCUGGUGGCGGCCUGCACUGUGGGCUGCUGCUUGCUGGGGAGCCUGUGCUGUGAGCUGUGCUGCCCCGUGUUGCAGUGUUGACCCACCAAGCCUCAGUUCUAGGUUCAGCUGAGCAGAGUUGGCAGUUUUGAUAAUUCUUAGGCAUUUGGGAGCAGGAGUAAUGGCAUUGGGGUCCCCCUUAAAGUAGUGGUGUGUGGUGUGUCAGUGUCUUUGCUGGGCUUCAUCUGUAUGUUGGAGUGAAGCUGCAGCAGAGCCUGGGUUGGGCCCAGCCUGGCCUGAGGUUGGGGGUGGUAGAACGGGACUAUACCCUGUGGAAGAAGUAGGCCCAUUGGUUGGUCACUCUGGAAAGAGCAGUCAUUUAAAAAGAGAAAGAGAUGUGAGGAGCAAAGGCAGGCAGUAGAUGGUGGGCUGAAUCCACACUCCUAAUACCAGAGGGCUCACUUGGACACUUAUGUACCCCUGCUGCUGCUGCCCCUGCCUCUACUGCAACAAAAGAUCUGACUCUCAGGGUCAUAGGGGACAACACCCAUGGCUCCCCUGUGGCACAGCAAAGAAAUUAGUUCAAUCUUGACUUAGUCCAGGGACCUUAAAGCCUAUAGAACAGCCAGUUGUCAUGGGGGAGGCUUCUAACCCUGAUGGCACUGUUCUGAGGCUCUUGGGAGGAAAAAAUAUAUAAAUACCAGGGUAGAGAGGCACUCCCUCCCCUGAAGUAUAUGCAGUGACUAAGAAAACAAAACAGAGAGGGGCAGUAGAAAGGAUACAAUAGAUAAAAUACUGAAACAAAGGUCCACAGUUUGCCCCUUUGGUAAUCAAAAAUACCCUGCAAAAAUUUAUGGAAGAAAACAGAUAGAUGUACACUGCUUGGCUUUCUGAGACUGUACAACAUAGGUUCUGAAUUAAUUUUGCCAUCUGAUAUAAUGUACUAAUUCACAAACCUUCAAGCAGUUAAUCAACACGAGGUCUCCAAUUACAUUUCUACCUGGGACUCCACUAAAUUUAAGCAAGGUCCCCCUGAUGAUCUUAAGGGCAUUAAUGAAUAUAAUACAGACAACAAAUAGGACAAAUGUUUCUCAUUAACCAGCAGAACUGUGGUCUUGCCCAAAUUCUCCAUGGUUGUAACACCCGUUGUCCUAAAAUAUCCCAUAGUGAGCUGGGAACCUCUGAACCAAUGAUUCAAGAAUUAAAAUUAAAUGAAGUCUUUGCCACUUACAAAUUGGCUUAACAAAAUGGAACCCCAGGGACCUUACUCCACGAAUAAUGUAGUUAGUAUGGCCCAAUGUACAUUACCCAGGGCCUUGAAGGAUUGAAAACUGUGUAGGUAACCUAGUUAAUGAAGGGUUGACUAUUCCCAUUUCUUUUUUUAACAGCCCAUUUUGUCCUUUUAUUAAACCUAGAAAGAAUGAUUGACACCUCAAAAUGGUUUACCUUAACCUUGAGGCUCUGGUUGCACCAAGCAGACCUCUAUACCCAGUCCCCAACAGUAUAGAAAUUACUGACUACAACCAAUCAGCAAGUGAUAAAUAUCCAGCUCUCACAGAUUUGGCUAAGUCUGUUCUGUCAGUGCCUAUGUCAACAGCCUCUCAGCUGCACUUGGCCUUUCCCUCUGAAGGGACACGAUGCACCUUUACUGGGUUCUCCUCAUGGGUCUUCAACAGCUGUGCCCUCCCACACAGACAUUGCAGCAGGAUCUGAACUGCAUCCUGGUUUCUCCAAGAACACAGGACUCAGUGGACAUUGAGGAUGUGGCUGUGAACUUCACCAUGGAGGAGUGGGCUUUACUGGAUCCUUCACAGAAGAAACUCUACAUAGAUGUGAUGUGGGACACCUUCUGGAACCUGGCCUCUAUAGGAAAAAUAUGGGAAGAUCAUGAUGUUGAUGAUCAGUAUAAAGACCAGGGGAGACAACUAAGUAGUCAUAUGGUAGGGGGACUCGGUGAAAGUGAAGAGGGUAGUCAAUGUGGAGAAAACUUCAGCCUUAUUCCAAAUCUCAAUCUGAACAAUGAAACUACUGGAGCUAAACUAUGCAACUGCAGUGCAUGUGGACAAGUCCUCAUGCAUCAUUCAUCCCUUAAUAGGCACGUUGUAAGUCACAGGGAACGUAAACCAUAUGACUAUCAAAAAUAUGGAGAGAAGCCAUAUAAAUGUAAGGAAUGUGGGAAAGCCUUUACGUUUCCCAGUUUUCUUCGAAUACAUGAAAGAACUCAUACUGGAGAGAAACCAUAUGAAUGUAAAAACUGCAGUAAAGCAUUCACUUUUUACAGUUCUCUUCGAGUACAUGAAAGAAGUCACACUGGAGAGAAACCUUAUGAAUGUAAAACAUGCAGUAAAGCAUUCAAUUCUUCCAGUUUUCUUCGAAUACAUGAAAGAAAUCACACUGGAGAGAAACCCUAUGAGUGUAAAAACUGCAGUAAAGCAUUCACUUCUUCCAGUUCUCUUCGAAAACAUGAAAGAAUUCAUACUGGAGAGAAACCCUAUGAAUGUAAGGAAUGUGGGAAAGCCUUUGUAGCUCCCUAUAAGCUUCGAUUACACAUGAUCUUUCACACGGGAGAUGGACCUUAUAAAUGUAAGGAAUGUGGACAAGCAUUCAUUUCUCUCAGAUCACUUGAAAGACAUGAAAGAAGUCACACUGGAGAGAAACCAUAUGAAUGUAAAGAAUGCAGUAAGGCAUUCAGUCGUACCAGUGGUCUUCGAAUACAUGAAAGAACUCAUACUGGAGAGAAACCCUAUAAAUGUAAAAACUGCAGUAAAGCAUUCACUUCUUCCAGUACUCUUCAAGUACAUGAAAGAAUUCAUACUGGAGAGAAACCCUAUCAAUGUAAGGUGUGUGGGAAAGCCUUUGUAGCUCCCUAUAGCCUUCGAUCACACAUGAUCUUUCACACUGGAGAUGGACCUUAUAAAUGUAAGGAAUGUGAGCAAGCAUUCAUUUCUCGCAGUGCAUUUCAAAGACAUGAAAGGAGUCACACUGGAGAGAAACCCUAUGUAUGUAAAGAAUGCAGUAAAGCAUUCAGUCGUACCAGUUUUCUUCGGAAACAUGAAAGAACUCAUACGGGAGAGAAACCCUAUGCAUGUAAAAACUGCAGUAAAGCAUUCACUUCUUCCAGUUCUCUUCGAGUACAUGAAAGGAUUCAUAUGGGAGAGAAACCCUAUCAAUGUAAGGAAUGUGGGAAAGCUUUUAUAGCUCCCUCAAGCCUUCGAUCUCACAUGAUCUCUCACACUGGAGAUGGACCUUAUAAAUGCAAGGAAUGUGAGAAAGCAUUCAUCUCUCCCAGUUCACUUAAAAGACAUGAAAUAACUCACACUAGACACAAACCCUAUGAAUGUAAAGAAUUUGGGCAAGCCUUCAGUUGUCAUCAAAGUUUCCAGAUACAUCAAUGAAAUCACACUGGAGGGAACAUGUAGGAAUGUAAAAAUUGUGGUAAAGUGUUUAGUUUUCUCAGUUCUCUUUGAAGACAUAAAAGAACUUAUACUGAAGAGAAAUCCUAUGAAUGUCAGGAAAGUGGGAAAGCCUUUACUUAUGCAAACUUUCAACAAUAUGCAACAGUGCACACUAGAGGAAAAACCAUGUAAAUGUAAAGAAUGUGGGAAAGCCUUUGGCAUCUGAGUUCUUUUUGAAGGCAUGAAAGGACUCAUUCGAUAAAAACCUCUUGAAAGUAAACAGCAUGGGAAAGACUUCAAUAGGCCUACAUCCUUCUAUGUGAAAC